UAUCUUCUAAGUUACUAAUAGUUAGUAAUAACUCAUUCAAAACUCCUGCCACCGCUGCUGAACUACCGACCGCCAUGAUUGCCGCUGGAGCUUGUUUCUCCCCCAUUUCUUUCUCCCCUAUCCUCCGCAAGCAGCUGUCUCAUGUCUUUAAACCGAAGUCCUGCAGUAUCAUGAGCAUAGCCCCCGCUUGUUUUGCCAUGUCAGUCAACUUUGUUCCAGCAAUGGAUGAGAAGCAUAGACAGAGCGGUUGGAAGGAGUAUUUGCAGCAAGCCAAAGAUUUGAUAGAAGCUGACGGUGGACCUCCGCGGUGGUUUUCACCGUUAGACUGCGGUUCACCACCGAACAAUUCUCUGCUGAUGCUGUUCUUACCAGGAAUUGAUGGCGUGGGAUUGGGACUUGUUUCACAUCAUCACAAACUCGGAAGGUUAUUUGAUUUGUGGUGCUUGCAUAUUCCAGUUGCGGAUCGAACACCAUUUACAGACCUUGUGAAAUUAGUUGAGACAACGGUUAGGUUAGAGCAUCAACGUUCACCAAAUAGGCCCAUAUAUCUUCUUGGAGAAUCUCUAGGAGGGUGUCUUGCGCUGGCUGUUGCCGCUCGUAACCCUAAUAUUGAUCUUGUACUAAUUUUGGCAAACCCAGCUACUUCUUUCGGAAGGUCUCAGGUGCAACUUCUAACAUCAUUGUUGGACGCUUUGCCAGCCACACACUUUCCUGCUCUGCCUAACAUUCUCAGUUUGAGUGCAGGAGACAUUCUGAGGAUGGUGUUCGAUAACGCUGUGAAAGGACUUCCACUACUAAAUGCAGCAAGAGAGCCACUAGGCGAUUUUAAUACUUUUGCAUCAUCUCUUCCUGUUCUUGCAGACAUUUUACCAAAAGAAACAUUUUUGUGGAAACUAAAGAUGCUCAAGUCUCCUUCAGCAUAUGCUGAUUCACGCCUAUAUGCUAUCAAAGCUCAGACUUUGAUACUUUGCAGUGGAAAGGACCAGUUACUACCUAGCCAACAGGAAGGUGAAAGACUACGUCACUUACUUCCUAACUGUGAACUCCGUAAAUUUGAUGACAGUGGCCAUUUCCUAUUCCUGGAAGGAAGCCUUGACCUAGUAACGAUAAUCAAGGGAACUUCAUACUACCGGCGUGGCAAGUAUCAUGACUAUGCUUCAGAUUUCAUACCGCCUACACGAGAUGAGGUCAAUAAAAUAAUAGAAUCAUACAGUUUGUUUAACUUCAUCACUAGCUCUGUAAUGCUUUCAACUUUGGAGGAUGGAAAGAUUGUAAAGGGCCUUGCUGGAAUUCCUUCAGAGGGGCCUGUUUUGUUAGUUGGGAAUCACAUGCUGCUAGCAUUGGACAAAGUUUCCUUGUUAACUCGAACUUAUACUGAACGAGACAUCAUUGUUCGAGGAAUGGCACAUCCCUUUAUGUUUAGGAGACUGAAAAGUGGAAGAUUGCCAAAAGUAUCUUUUUUUGACUGGUUAAGAGUUAUGGGUAUUGUUCCUGUAACAGCAGCUAACCUUUUCAAGCUUUUUUCUUCCAAGUCGCAUGUCCUAUUAUUUCCUGGAGGGUUUCGCGAGGCUUUUCAUAGGAAGGGUGAAGAAUACAAGUUAUUCUGGCCUGAACAAUCUGAGUUUGUCAGGAUGGCUGCCAGAUUUGGAGCCAAAAUUGUACCUUUUGGUUCUGUUGGAGAAGAUGAUCUUGGUCAGAUUGUGAUUGAUUAUGAUGACUUCAUGAAGAUUCCUUACCUUAGAUCUGUAAUAGAAAAUCUUAAAAAUGAGGCUGUGCAGUUGAGGGUUGGUGUUGGUAGUGAGGUGGAAAAUCAACAAGUGUAUCCACCUGGAAUUUUGCCUAAAGUUCCGGGCCGGUUCUACUUUUAUUUUGGAAAACCAAUUGAAACGGAAGGAAGGAAACAGGAACUUAAGGACAAGGACAAGUCUCAAGAAUUAUAUCUUGAGGUGAAAACUGAGGUAGAGAGAUGCAUUGCUUAUUUGAAGGAAAAACGGGAAAGUGACCCCUAUAGAAGUAUAUUGACUCGGUCAUUAUACCAAGCUACACACGCUCCUACUUCUGACAUUCCAACUUUUGAAAUUUGAUUGUUCUGCACAGAAAAUGGUAUGUCCUAUAGAAGGUUGGACCAUUCUGCAUAUCUUCCUAUAGUUUAAAUAAAUGAUUGGGAAACGAACGUAACUACUCAAGUUGCAUGUAAAUUUAUUCUAGGAUCAUGGCAUCUUGAACCAUGUACGAGGUAUCAAUCUAUCAUUCCCUACCAUAGUGAACUAUAUGUCUAUAGUCUAUACUCAUACACCAAAAGUGUCUGGAAUUCAUUCGAAGACUUUCUGUGGUUGGUUUUUAGUUUGGAUGAUUGUUUACAUUGAAAAGUCUGAUACUUUAAUGAAACCUAUAUGGACCUUUGAUCUUUGUUUAA
Messenger RNA from Lathyrus oleraceus (garden pea), 2416 nucleotides. RefSeq names its product phytyl ester synthase 2, chloroplastic. The record is from RefSeq and is a predicted model, not a curated record. Bases 75 to 2084 code for a protein of 669 amino acids. The transcript has 14 exons. Gene Ontology annotation, cellular component: membrane. NCBI's taxonomy places the organism in Eukaryota, Viridiplantae, Streptophyta, Magnoliopsida, Fabales, Fabaceae.